Molecule: messenger RNA, 2016 nt
Organism: Auanema sp. JU1783
Lineage: Eukaryota; Metazoa; Nematoda; Chromadorea; Rhabditida; Rhabditidae
Source: the annotation of a GenBank genome assembly
AUGCUUCGUUGGUCAUCUGUUCGAAGAAAGCAAAGAGCUUUAUCAGUUCAAACUUCAAACGGAUUCUUAGUUCCACCUAGCAUGGAUCCAGGCUAUGGAACUAUUAUGGAUGAAGAUGGUUCGCCUAUCAGACCAACUACUUCGCGUCGGUUGAAGCCAUCAAACAGUGUUGGGAGUGCUGAAUUCACUACAAGGCCGUUACUGCAAAAACCAAAUCAAUUGGGCAUUUCAGAAUCGGAUAGCAUCGAGCCGAUCACUGGUUUAUCCCCAACGAAAGUUGAAUCUCGUGUAGCUGCAUUACGUCGUCGAUCUUCGGUGGUUCGUGAUCGAUGGGCUACGAAAAUGGAAUUUCUCUUAGCCGUUAUCGGAUAUGCGGUUGAUUUAGGAAAUGUCUGGAGAUUUCCAUCUGUAUGUUAUAAACAUGGAGGAGGAGCAUUUCUCAUACCGUACUUGGUCAUGUUAAUUAUUGGCGGUUUGCCCAUGUUUUAUAUGGAACUGGCGUUAGGUCAAUAUCAUCGAGCAGGUUGUGUAAGCAUUUGGAGAAAAAUAUGCCCCAUGUUCAAAGGAAUAGGAUAUGGAAUAUGCUUUAUUUGUACGUUCAUAGCUUGUUUCUAUAAUGCUAUAAUAGCUCAAGCUGUAUAUUUCACUUUCAGCUCAAUUGCACUUGAAGUUCCUUGGAAGACAUGUAAUAACUCAUGGAAUAGCCCCGAUUGUUCAAGUGAUUUAGCCAUCUCUGUUAGUAAAAAUGGCACAAAGUUGAGAACACCCAGUGAAGAGUUCUACAAUAACAAAGUAUUGGAACUACAAAACUCGAAUGGACUUCAUGAUCUUGGAGGAGUGAAGCUAUCAAUGGCUGCUUGUUUGGCACUGGUUUUCGUCAUGGUCUAUUUCACCUUGUGGAAAGGCCCUAAAUCAGCAGGAAAAACUGUCUGGGUUACAGCCACUGCUCCUUAUGUUGUUUUGACCAUUUUGUUGAUUCGAGGAAUAACCUUACCUGGAGCUUCAAAAGGAAUCUACUAUUAUCUGACACCUAACUUCGAUAAGCUAUAUGAACCUCAGGUCUGGUCAGCUGCUGCGACUCAAAUCUUUUUCUCUCUUGGGCCAGGCUUCGGUGUUUUGUUAGCGUUGAGUAGUUACAAUGACUUCAACAAUAAUUGUUAUCGAGAUGCCAUUGUGACAACUUCGAUUAACUGUUUGACUUCCUUCUUCUCUGGAUUUGUUAUAUUUUCCACCCUCGGAUACAUGGCCGUGUUAACGAAUAAGGAAGUAGAUGAAGUUAUUGGAGAUCAUGACGCUUCUCUGAUUUUCAUCGUUUAUCCGCAAGCAUUGGCAACUAUGGAAUAUAGCAGUGCUUGGUCAUUCAUCUUCUUCCUUAUGCUUAUAACACUUGGAAUUGAUAGUACCUUUGCUGGAAUAGAAGCUUUGAUAACGGGAUUAUGCGAUGAGUCAAGAUUUUUAACGAAAAAUCGUAAAGGAUUUGUGGCUGUCGUGUGUAUAGUUUAUUUCUUCGGAAGUUUGCCAGCCAUUAGUUAUGGUGGAUCAUAUGUGAUUCCGUUCUUGGAUGAAUAUGGUGUUUCUUUAUCUGUUCUAUUUAUGGUUACAUGUGAAAUGAUUGCCGUUUGUUGGUUCUAUGGUGUUGACCGAUUCUGCAUGGAUAUCAAAACAAUGCUGGGAAUAUAUCCAGGAUUGUAUUGGAGGGUUUGUUGGCUACUGAGUCCAUUUUUCAUUAUGUCAAUUUUCCUGGUAACUGUUUGGCAAGCUUCCUUUACUCCAAUGGAAAUCAUGAAUCGUCAGUUCCCAGGAUGGAGUGUGUCUCUGGGAUGGUUCUUCCGGUUAACUUCGAUAUGCAGUGUUCCCAUAGUUGGUUUCUACAUCUUUCUGAGAACAAAAGGAUCAUUUGUUGAGCGUCUUCGAACAAUCUCUCGUCCUUAUCCUAAUCUUUCAAUGACAACCGACGCUCAACAGAUUAUCGAUAGCACCUUACUGGACCCAAUAAACACCUUAACGCAGGUUUGA